This is a messenger RNA of Mya arenaria, 2947 nucleotides long. Its product is annotated as carnitine O-palmitoyltransferase 2, mitochondrial-like. The record is from RefSeq and is a predicted model, not a curated record. NCBI's taxonomy places the organism in Eukaryota, Metazoa, Mollusca, Bivalvia, Myida, Myidae. Gene Ontology annotation, cellular component: mitochondrion. Gene Ontology annotation, molecular function: carnitine O-palmitoyltransferase activity. Gene Ontology annotation, biological process: fatty acid beta-oxidation. The transcript is spliced from 16 exons. Bases 56 to 2113 code for a protein of 685 amino acids.
GACUCGAGCGGCGACUGUCAGCGCUGACAACUUUGGAACGACAACAACAACGAAAAUGUUGCGAUUUAGAGCCGUUUCCCGUAUUAAUACCAAUGACAAACUAUUUAAUAACGGACAUAGAUACAAACAGAUAUUCGGUUGCAGAGGAAUCCAGGUCUCACAGGCCUUGUACAGUACAUCUGUUGGGAACGACUUCAUCCAUGAAAGCAUUGUUCCAUCCGACCACUUCCAGAAGAGCCUUCCACACCUGCCGAUCCCCAAGAUUGAGAAUACGUUGACGAGGUACCUCAACUCCCAAUCCACCCUGCUUGGAGAGGAGCAGUUCAACUACACGAAGAAAUGUGCAGAAGCAUUUGCCUAUCGCGAUGGAAGUGCUCUACAUGAUGAUCUGGUAGCCAGGGAUAAACUGAAUAAGCAGACCAGUUAUGUCACAGAGCCAUGGUUUGACAUGUACCUGCGGGAUCGGAAGCCUGUAUCUCUCACCCACAACCCCUUCAUCACCUUCACAGAUGACCCAAACCCAAAAUACAUGGACCAGUUGCUACGAGCAACAAACAUGGUGAUGUCAUCACUGCGGUUUAUGAAGACAUUCCGAGCCAAUCUCCUUGAACCAGAUGUUUUCCAUCUCAACCCAAAAAAGAGUGACACGCUACAAUUCAGGAAAUUUGUCAGGCGACUGCCCAAAUCUGUUUCAUUCUACGGAGCAUACUGGUACAAGGCUUUCCCACUGGACAUGAGUCAGUACGCAAACCUCUUCAACUCCACCAGAAUUCCAAGACACAAUAAAGAUGAGUUAGUGGUUGAUGAGACAGCCAAGCACCUGUUGGUUAUGCGCAAGGGUCAUAUGUAUCUGUUCGAUGCCAUCGACAGAGAUGGUAACAUUGUUUCACCUGACGUUGUAAUGGCCCACAUCAAGUACAUUCUUGAUGAUCCUCGACCCCAGAACGAUAAUGCCAUAGGGGUACUGACGACCCUCAACAGGGACAAGUGGGCCACUGUCCGGACACAGCUGUGUAAUGCAGGUGAAAUGAACGAAUCUGCUUUCUUUUCGAAAGGCGUGUACAAUGAUGGGUACAUGAAGUUGGUUGACUCCGCCCUGUUCGUGCUUGUACUAGACGAUGAUGCACCUGCGGACCCUAAUGCAAUUACCCGCAACUUCCUUCAUGGCGAUGGCACAAAUAGGUGGUUUGAUAAGAGUUUCUCCCUGAUCAUCACAAAGGACGCGAAGACUGCUGUGAACUUUGAGCACUCAUGGGGUGAUGGUGUGGCUGUGUUGCGAUACUUUAAUGAAGUGUGGAAGGAGACAACUACCAAGCCCUUUGUCCAUCCCGACACCGUCCCUGCAAAUGUUCAUUCAGACAGGAUCGUGCAGAAACUGGAGUUUGCCUUGGAUCCAAAACUGAAGGAGUACAUCUCCGAUGCUCGAAGCAGCUACGCAGAGCGAUGUGCCUCACUUGAUGUUGACCAUCUUGAAUACUAUAAAUUCAACAAACAAUACCUCAAAGACAAGAAACUCAGCCCCGACUCUGUCCUACAGUUUGCAAUACAGUUGGCAUACUAUAAACAGUUUGGGAAGACAGUACCCACAUACGAAUCCUGCAGCACAGCAGCCUUCAAGAAGGGGAGAACGGAAACCAUCCGGUCAGCCACUAAAGAGACGAAGCGAGCCUGUGCCAUGGUGGAGUCUGGAGAAAUCAUGCACUCGGUCCAGGAUCUGACUCUCGCUCUUCAAGAAUGCUCUACCAUUCAUUCAAAAUUGACCAAGGAGGCCGCCAUGGGUCAGGGCUGGGACCGGCACCUGUUUGCCAUGAAGUACUAUGCAGAGCAGGCCGGUACCCCUCUCCCAGAGCUGUACAAGGACCCAGCCUAUAACUAUAUCAAUCAGAUCACACUAUCCACCUCUACACUGACCAGUCCUGCUGUGGUCAUCGGGGGAUUUGGGGCUGUCACACCCAAUGGAUAUGGUGUUGGUUAUGCAGUGGAAAACGAGAGAAUUGGUUUCAACGUCACAAACUACCCUCCGGAGACGAAUGUUCACGAGUUUGUCAAUUGUCUGCGAGAGAGUUUAGAUGAUGUAUACUCCAUUCUUGAGGGGAAACACCCUCGAUCAUAACGUCGCUUUACAGUUCUAAAGGAAAAUAUUUAUCAUAUAUAGGUCAAAUACCAUAUCUUAGGUACCUAGGGUGGAAUAUUUCUUUAAUUUGCACAAUAUUGUUAUUAUUCUAGCCUGUGAAGUGUGGCUUUCUAUGAAUUAUUGAUGAAAGUUGUUAUUUCUGCAUAAAUUGGAUAAAAGUGUGACAUGCCAAUUAAUAAAACAAUAAAUAGAUAAAAACAAUUCUAGAAGUACACUUAAUAGAAUCAUUUUGUUCAAAUCUAACACUAUGCUGAUGUGCAGGAUAGAUCCUAUAUCACUUUGCUGAAAGUAUAACAUCUAGAACUAGAGAAAAUGUGGCUCCAUUAUUUAAAAGGUUCUUUGUUUUUUGUUUCUUUUGUGAACUUUGUUUUAUUUUGAAUAAAUCAAUGCCUGUUGUUAUUUAUUUUUAGUGCACUCAGCUUGUUCAAUGUAAGUUUUAUGUAAUUAUGCUUUACAUGAAACAUGUUUGUUCAAAUUGAAACUUAAAAAACAACACUCUAUUUGCACACGUAUAAAUGAAAUUGUUUGCAAUUCUUUUGCUCUUCUCAAAUUAGGCUCCUUUCAUAUCACUUCAACUUGUAUAAUAGAUUUAAAAAAUAUCCUCAUUAUUUAGUCUAAAAAUCAAUGUUAACAUGAGGACAUUUUUUAUAGUUUUGAAGUUAUUUAUUUACAUGUUUAAUAGACGAAUUAGACCAUUUAUAAAGUAUUUACUUUCCAAAGAUGAUGCUUGUAAAAUGGAAAAGUGAAAGCAAGGUGAAGGAACAUAGGUUGUCUUUAAUUAGAAGUGUUUAUAGAAAUUAAAUGUAUGAAACA